AUGGAGAACUCCUUUAAUAUGAUGAUCGUCAAUAGGGCACUCUCCAUCUCUUGUUGUCUGAUGAUGAUGAUGAUGAUGAUGUUCAACUUGGCAGUGGCUGUUCCUCAGCCAGCCAUUAAGGCAAUAUGCGAUGCAACCGACUAUCCAGCGCUAUGUCAAUCCUCCAUCAUCCCAUACCUAGAUGGACACACCGACCCUGCAUCGGUCCUCAUCAUGCACAUACUUGCCGGGAUUCAUACCACCGAAGAAGCCAUCCAGAUUGCCAAGCAUGCCUUGCCUUCCGCCACACAUUACGAUGCUCAGAGGUAUGAAGUUUGCCUGGAUACCUACGAUUCGGCAAUGGAUUCCUGGAAGAGUGCAAUCAGGUUCACUAAAGUAGGAAAAGGUUUCGAGGUCGCCAAUGAUCUUUCUGCGGUUGCCUCAAUGAUUUCCAGUUGCGAUGAUGCCUUUACUGAUGACGACCCAACCGUCCCAAACAAAUCUCCCCUCGGUCAAAUUGAUCAGUUGCUCAUGCACAUGGACAGCAACUGCCUUGCUAUUCGCCUCAAGGCUUUCCCCGAUUCUAAUUAA
This is a messenger RNA of Rhododendron vialii, 570 nucleotides long. RefSeq lists its product as uncharacterized. NCBI's taxonomy places the organism in Eukaryota, Viridiplantae, Streptophyta, Magnoliopsida, Ericales, Ericaceae. The record is from RefSeq and is a predicted model, not a curated record. Gene Ontology annotation, molecular function: enzyme inhibitor activity. The transcript has a single exon. The coding region runs from base 1 to 570 and encodes 189 amino acids.